CACGGAGAGGGAAAGUGUUUUAUGCACAGUCUUGUGGUUUCACAGCUUCGAGCUGAGCCUGGGACGCCAUGUCAGCCGCCUAUCUCCAGAACCACACUCCUGGGGAUUCUCCAGCGUGUAGAGAGAGCCAGGAGCGCACCAUGAGCCCGGGAGACGACCGAAACCAUGACCCCGAGCGCUCGGGGCCGGACGCCGACCUGCCCGCGCCCGUCGCCGACCUGAAGGUCACGCACACCAAGAUAUUUAUUAACAACGAGUGGCACGAAUCCAGCUGUGGAGGAAAGAUUCCUGUGUACAACCCAGCUAAUGGAGAACUAAUCUGUGAAGUAGAAGAAGGGGUCCAACGAGAUAUAGAUAAGGCCGUGAAAUGCGCCAGGGAGGCCUUCCAGCUGGGCUCGCCGUGGCGACGGAUGGAUGCCUCGCAAAGGGGCCGGAUGCUGAACAAGCUGGCCGACCUGGUGGAGCGGGACCAGCUGAAAUUAGCCACUCUGGAGUCCAUGGACUCGGGGAAGCUGUUCCUGAUGGCAUACUUUGUGGAUCUGAUGGGUACGAUCAAAACACUGCGCUACUAUGGGGGAUGGGCCGACAAGAUUCAGGGCAAGACGAUCCCCAUGAAAUACUUCACAUUCCGGCAUGAACCAAUUGGCGUGUGUGGUCAGAUUAUUCCGUGGAACUUCCCGCUGAUGAUGUUUGCGUGGAAGAUCGCUCCGGCGCUGUGCUGUGGGAACACAGUGGUGAUCAAACCAGCCGAGCAGACGCCGCUGACCGCUCUCUACAUGGCCUCUCUCAUCAAAGAGGCUGGAUUUCCGCCUGGUGUAGUGAACAUCGUCCCGGGAUACGGGCCCACCGCCGGCCAUGCCAUCUCCCACCACAUGGACAUCGACAAAGUGGCGUUCACGGGCUCAACCAAUGUUGGAAAGCUUGUUAAGAAGGCUGCUGGUGACAGUAACCUCAAACGUGUCACCUUAGAGCUGGGCGGCAAGAGUCCCAACAUCGUGUUUGCAGACUCGGAUUUGGAGCACGCGGUGGAGGAGGCCCACCAUGGCCUGUUCUUUAACCAGGGCCAGUGCUGUCUGGCGGGCUCCAGGGUGUUCGUGGAGGAGCCCAUCUACGACGAGUUCGUCCGCAGGAGCGUGGAGAAGGCCCAGAAGAGGGUUCUGGGAAACCCUCUGGUCCCCGGGGUGGACCAGGGUCCACAGAUUGAUAAAGUGCAGUUUGAUAAGAUCCUGGAGCUGAUUGAGAGUGGGAAGAAGGAAGGGGCGAAACUGGAGUGCGGGGGCGGGGCCUGGGGGCAGAAGGGACUGUUCAUCCAGCCAACCGUCUUCUCUGACGUCACGGACGACAUGCGCAUCGCCACGGAGGAGAUAUUUGGACCAGUCCAGCAGAUUAUGAAGUUCCGGACCAUAGACGAGGUCAUUAAGAGGGCAAAUAACACGCACUACGGGCUGGCGGCCGGGGUCUUCACCAACGACAUCAACAAGGCCCUUACCAUCGCCGCUGCACUGCAAGCAGGCACCGUGUGGGUUAACUGCUACAACGCCAUGAGCUCCCAGGCUCCUUUUGGUGGCUUUAAGAUGUCAGGAAACGGAAGGGAAAUGGGUGAAUAUGGUCUCCAAGAAUACACAGAAGUAAAGACCGUUACCAUCAAAAUCCCGCAAAAGAACUCCUAAACUGGACUCUGUGCCAAGGGCCAUGCUGGAAGCAUCCACUCCUCAUGUCCACGCUGGAGAUGAAGAGGUCCACGCGAUUUAAUAUAUCAUUAUUAUUUUUAUUAUCAUUAUUGUUGCCAUUAAUAUUACUAUUAUAUUUUUAAAAAUUCUUAGAAUGUGCAUGAGCAAGUUGACAAUAGUCUGCCGAGGUGAGGCCGUAAGUGAUUCUUGAAAGAGGCUGCAGUCGUGAAGAAGCGCUUCACCGUGAUCGUUGGUGUGAUCCCCGGGAGAAGUGUGUUGCGUGAUUGCGUGUGACAGCCGUGUGAACGGUCAUACAGGGUUGUAAUUACGGAGCCAAAACCUCCUCUCAGUUAUGCUGGGGGGGCUGGUAACAUGUGAAAAUGGAAACUGUCAUUGUACAUAUUUUAAUGUGUAUUACUGUAAAUGUUUUGUAUUUUGAAAAUGUUGUGAAGGAAACAAUCACGUGUCUAAUUCUUGGAUAGCAACCACUGACUGACUGUAAGAUUACACUCCAACAGCGAAUCAGAAUAAUGAAUAUGGUGCAUUGCCACAGGCUGAUUGUUAUUUUUAUUUACAUUCACAGUCAGACAUACACAAGCACGCAUACACAAUUAUGCUUUUGGGGGCCCAAUACCACAUUUUAUUUCCUGCCCCACUACCCCCCACAGUAGAAUGUGAUUGUGGCCAUGCCGGGGUAGAGGGCUAAUCACAGGACGAGGGCCACUGUUUUUUUGUCGUCCCCUGAGCCCUAUCUAGUAACAGAGCCCCAGAAGGCUUUCUCAUCCCCUGCGCCCCCACCCCCACCCACCCACCUUAUGUGUGGGCCUACGUGUACUCACACUUAUACAC
Messenger RNA from Anguilla rostrata (American eel), 2519 nucleotides. RefSeq names its product aldehyde dehydrogenase 1A1-like. Lineage: Eukaryota; Metazoa; Chordata; Actinopteri; Anguilliformes; Anguillidae. Gene Ontology annotation, molecular function: benzaldehyde dehydrogenase (NAD+) activity. The coding region runs from base 69 to 1670 and encodes 533 amino acids. The record is from RefSeq and is a predicted model, not a curated record. The transcript has 14 exons.